AUGCACUUCACAAAUAACAGCCUCAUUUAUAAUAAGCGCUUGCGCGAUUAUGAGGAUCGGGCCAGCGUGGCGAUCUCGAAGCUUUUCGAGGCCCAGAGAGCCGUCGCUGAUGAGGACUACCCGAGUGCUCUUGAAGCAAUGGAGCAAGUGGCAAAGGAGUGGCAGGGGGUCCAAACCGCGAAUUCGAAGCGCGAUGCGGACACGUUGAGGCCUCUUUACAUCACGCUGGCAGGAGCGUGGGCAAAGCUGCAGGCUGCAGAAAUGGCAAAGGGGGAUCGGAUGGUCGCAGUGCAGGAGACUCUGGUUGCUCGACAGACAGGCGCUAGCGUUAUGCUUGAAUUCCACGAGACCUUCGAAACCAUCUUAGCUCAUUACCUUUUUCACGAUGAGCGGGCCCUCCGUGAUUAUUGCACGAAGAAUGGCCGCGCCGAGUUGAUCGGCCGCUGGAAGGAAUACGAUCAGGCAGGCCUGCAGCACUCAACUGCUAUGGAGGCCGCUCCAGCAACCCCGGAGAGGAUCCCCUCGACCCAAGAGACUAUUCCAGCGACUCCCGAGAUGAUCCCAGCGACCCAAGAGACUAUUCCAGCGAUGCAAAAUGGCAGUGCCGAUGAAGUGCCAGUAACGCCAGCAUGGCAGGACUCGGCCUCUCCGCAGCCUCCGGCAGCUCCUGAACGGCGCGUCACAUCACGCCCAAAGAAGCGCGGGCUCCCGAUAUCUUUUUUGCUGCAGAAAUCGGACCCCGAGCAUGCACGCGAGAGUGAUGACAUUGAUGAAAACAUCACGCCACUGUCAUCGGGUCGGUAUGCCGCAGAGUAUGAAGACCUCAUCAGCUCAAAGAGGGCGAAGCUCGGACAGUCAACUGGAGCGGACAGGUGGGACUUUUCACAUGGGAUCCCAGUGAAUUAUCCAGGUAAUGCAUAUUGGAUGCGGAACUAG
Sparassis crispa is the source of this 936-nucleotide messenger RNA. RefSeq lists its product as hypothetical. NCBI's taxonomy places the organism in Eukaryota, Fungi, Basidiomycota, Agaricomycetes, Polyporales, Sparassidaceae. The transcript is spliced from 2 exons. The record is from RefSeq and is a predicted model, not a curated record. Bases 1 to 936 code for a protein of 311 amino acids.